AUGCUUUUCGAAAUCUUGUUCGACGUGGAAUACGCAUGUGGGAAGAAGUGACAUGUCUGAGAUUUCAGGAAAAUUUACAAGCAAGAGAUGCUAUCAGGUAUGUACUUGAAAAAGGUGAUAGUUGUUUCACAGAAUAUAUUGGACGAAAUGGUGGUUAUCAGGAUAUUAUCAUAGGAAGUAAAUGCGCCGAAGAAUAUGUUGUGGCGCACGAGACAGGACAUGCAUUAGGCUUUUGGCAUACCCAUCAACGUCCCGAUAGGGAUCAGUAUAUUUCAAUUAAUUGGAAGAAUGUAAUGGAUGAAGCUACAGCAUCAUUCAUGCCAUUUCGGACUAUGCUUCAAGCAUUUGGCAUCAGACAAAUAUCACCUCGACGUAUACCUUACGAUUACGGAUCAUUGAUGCAUUAUCAUGCUGUGGCACAUGCCAUUAGUGUAUCUGAUUUUACUAUUGUUCCCAAAGAAUUAAAGUAUGUAACGACGAUGGGUACCGAAAAAGUGGCUUUCCUGGAUGCUAAAGUGAUCAAUGAUAUUUAUUGCUCAAAUGCUUGUGCAGGUCGACGACACCUACAAAAUUGCUUAGCCGGAGGUUAUCCGGAUCCGAACAAUUGCAAUCGAUGUCGCUGUCCAGAAGGUCUUGGUGGUUACGACUGCAGCAUGCUACAACCAUCAACAUGUGGCACUGAAUUACAUGCAACAGAUAAGUGGCAAACAUUAAGCAGCCCAAAAGGUGGAAAUACUGAUUGCUACUGGAGGAUAUCGGCUCCGAUUGGAAAUCGAAUACGUUUUCGUCUCAGUGACGGAGAAUUUCCAUGCUCAUACGGGUGUCAAUCAUACGUGGAAAUUAAGCAUAAACUUGACGUCAGGUUAACUGGUUUCCGAAGUUGUUGCUAUCGACCAAAGGAAGAUUCGAUAUCAGAAGGGAAUCAAAUCUACAUCAUCUAUCAUCCAAAUGGAAAAAUAGCCCGGUUCACUGUUCGAUACAUUAGACAACCGCAAUUAUUCCAGUGA
Molecule: messenger RNA, 1007 nt
Organism: Acanthocheilonema viteae
Lineage: Eukaryota; Metazoa; Nematoda; Chromadorea; Rhabditida; Onchocercidae
Source: the annotation of a GenBank genome assembly